UAAGCAAGGAGAGCGUGAAAGAUGCGUCUGCUGAGAGCCCAGAGCAGCGUGGAACAGCUUUCCUCAGUCAAUCAGCAGCAGAGAUGGGCCCGGAGAGGAAGCUGGACGUCCCGGUCUACGAUCUCUCUCUGAUCAGAGGGAUGUGGGAGGUCCGAGUGAAGAAGCACAGAGAGAGGCAGACGAAGGAGAAGGAGAGGAUCGAGCAGAGCGCCCUCGCCAGGAUCGACCAGGAGUGGCAGUAUCGCAUCUACUGCAAGACCCUGAAGACCUCCGAGCUCAACCUGCUGCAUCAUUACCUGGAGAGGUCGACGCUGACAGACAUUCAGCCGUGCACGGAGUCAGACCAGCAGCAGUGUCAGGACGUCCAGCAGGAUCCCGAUGAGGUCAAACUGAGCUUCCAGCUGGAGGGCGAACGCUGGAUGGAUUUUCCCCGCGAGCUGCAGUGGAUGACCUACCUGAAGGAAUGGCACGUGAGGAGAACGAGGAUCUGCCGACUCCCUGACUACCUGGCUCUGUUUACCCAGCUCACCAUUCUGGACAUCCCCAAAAACGCCAUCACUGAGCUGCCGCCCGAGAUUGGUAAACUGACGGUGCUGAGGGAGCUGUACGUCAGCUACAACCGACUGUCCCGAGUUCCUCCGGAGCUCGGGAACUGUGAGAAACUGGAGAGACUCGAGCUCGCAGGAAACCACAACCUGUCCGAGCUGCCGUUUGAGCUGAGCAGCCUGAAGCAGCUGGUCCACCUGGACAUCGCGGAGAACAGGUUUGUCUCGAUCCCCAUCUGCGCUUUGAGGAUGACGAGCCUGCAGCUGCUGGACCUCAGCAACAACUGCAUGACUGACCUGCCGCAGGACAUGGACAGGCUGGAGCAGCUCGUCACCCUGUUCAUCCACAAGAACAACUUCACUUACCUCCCUCACUGUCUCGCCAACAUCACCACGCUGGCAAUGAUCGUCGUCAGUGGCGACGAGCUCACCUGCAUCCCAACUAAACUCUGCAACAACCCCGAAAUCAAGUUCAUUCGCCUCUACGACAACCCUGCGAGCAAAGAGAAGAAGAAGAAAAAGGAGGAGAAGAAGAAAGAGGGUGUGAGAAGGAGGUGGAGGGAGCAGAGGGAGGGAGAGGAGGUGAAGGAUAGCAGAGAGAAAGAGUUCAUUGAAGCGUACAUCAGCUCACUGCAGGACAGAGACACCGUCCCCUACGCCACCACCAAAGUCUCCAUUUCCUGCCUGCUUUGAGAAAGAGGAGGAGGAAGCCGAUGAAGGUUGAGAGGAUGAUGACUGAAGGAUGACAGCACUGAGGAAUUUUAAAAGAGGAUGCUAACAGAGGUUAACAUGGGAGGUGACGUGAAAAUGUGUUUUUAAUCUUUCAUACCAUCUCAAAAUUAUAAGAUAACAUUAAAGUUUAGUCCUUUAUUAAUAUUCUUUUUAAACUAAUUGUUAAAUCGUUGAAUCUGGGAAAAAUAAAAUCAGGAGGUUCACGUAAACACUGAAUGCAUUAAUCUCAGGUAAUUAUAAUUUAUUUCAAAUUUAAUUAUUAAAAUUAAUAAUUAAGUAUUGCUUGUAGGACGUUAUUCAGAGUAUAUUUAUUGGGUAUGAUACAACAAACCAAAUACAUAAGAAGUCAUGCUCACAUAAAAGUUACAGGAAAAAAAUAAAGUUUAUCUUUAAUAAUUGAAUCUCUUAGGAAGUUCAAGUGUUUGAUAUUAAUUCAUAUUUCUGAUGCUGGUUGCUUUUUUUUGUCAGACUUCAAACAUUAAAACAUGUAAAAUGAAAAAAAAAAAAUCAUAUCUAACAAAAAUCGAGACGCUACAGUCGAAACGUGUUUUUGGACGCGAGUCAACUUUCAUAUAUUUACAUUAAAUAUUGAUGAAGAUAAAAUCAAUUCCAAUCCCUGUUAAUCGAUCGCUGAACUGUUUUAUUUAUGAAUCUUUUUUCUUUUAGUUUUGAAUAUGUCGAUUGUCUAAAUCUCUUCAUUUCAAAAUCAAAUUCACAUUUGAAAUCAACAGAAACAGACAGAAGCUGAUUUCUUUGUGAUCCUGAGCAGAUUUGACUUUUAUUCACUUUUACAUUUCUCACAUUUAUCAGCUGAUUUUUCUUUUUUCUCUGUGUAAAUGUAGUUUUUUGUUCAAAGUGUGAAAGUUGUGACCAAAUAGAUUUUCUGUUUAUCAGGUUUGAUUUCUAUGAUUUCUUGGAUGGAUUUAGUGUAUUUUUCUGUGGUUGUCAUAGUUACAAACUUAGAAGCUUUGAUUUGUGCAUUAAAAUAUAGAAAAGUUUUUGCUGUUCAAACAAAGUUUUUUUCUUUUUAAGUUUCUGUAAAAUGGAGAAAAACGUAUUUUAAUAUUUGUGAUUUUUACUGAAGCAGCUUUGAUUCAGACAUUUGUGAUUUUAUUUUUAUUUAAUGUUUGUAAAAACACAUUUUUCAAUGAUGGCCACAUUUUUGACAAACUUUCUAAUUUAAAUAAACUGAAGUUUAAUUUGGUCGAUUCAUGUUGUCUGUUGACCAAAGUAACGUACGAAUGCUUCAGAGAGCUGAGCAUGAACGAGCUGAAGCACUGAUGAUGUCACACAGAGCCAUCGGUGCAGGUUACUGCUGCUGAGGGAGGACCGACAAACCGCUGGAUCGUGAGGUGGACUUUUUUUAUAUUUAUAAAGGAAAUGUUCGGGUUUUUUAUUCUCAAAUUUAGAGUAAAAAAGAAUAACAAGGAAAUAAAAUACAAAACAAAUACUCACUUUUCUUAGUUUUAAUCAAUAAAAAAUAAAAUUAAAUAGAAAAAAAAAGUCACAAAUUGAACUGAAAUAAAAAAAAAAACCACACAUUUCAAAUGUCACACAUUUCUCUUUAUUGUUAUUAAUAUUCUCGUUAUCAUAGAUAUUAUUCAAAAUUAUGUUCUUAGGAUAAAAGAGCAAAAGCAAAAUACACGACGUCUCUCGGUUUAAAUAUAAAAGUGAUAUGAACACGAGUGAUUCAGGCACACGUUCAGAGAAAUUGAAGUGCAGCAAUCAGCAAAAGGUCUGCACAGAGGAGGAAGAGGAGGAACAUCUGGGAAUGUCUGUCAGUCGCUGCGGCGGCCAUGUUGGCGCGUCAGCCUUCACGCCUCACCGUAAAAAAAGAAAAAAAAGCCUCUGAGGAGGAUUUACAGCCUCCAUCGUCUGUGUGACCAAACACAAGCCAACAUUUAAAAACGUCACGUUUUACUUCAUGAACGGUUUCAGAGACUCAUCAACGGGGAAAUUCAUUAAAAAAAA
This is a messenger RNA of Oreochromis aureus, 3248 nucleotides long. It is a transcript of the gene smim22, whose product is annotated as leucine rich repeat containing 2. The record is from RefSeq and is a predicted model, not a curated record. NCBI's taxonomy places the organism in Eukaryota, Metazoa, Chordata, Actinopteri, Cichliformes, Cichlidae. The coding region runs from base 84 to 1238 and encodes 384 amino acids. Gene Ontology annotation, molecular function: protein binding. The transcript is spliced from 10 exons.